Fonsecaea multimorphosa CBS 102226 is the source of this 1830-nucleotide messenger RNA. RefSeq lists its product as uncharacterized. The record is from RefSeq and is a predicted model, not a curated record. The transcript is spliced from 2 exons. Lineage: Eukaryota; Fungi; Ascomycota; Eurotiomycetes; Chaetothyriales; Herpotrichiellaceae. Bases 1 to 1830 code for a protein of 609 amino acids. Gene Ontology annotation, molecular function: NADP binding; N,N-dimethylaniline monooxygenase activity; flavin adenine dinucleotide binding.
AUGGCUCCGGUUGCUACUACCAAUGGCUAUGGAGGGAUGUAUAUACCUGACGACCCUGAUAGAGCUGGACUCGCUCUAAGGGAACAAACACGGCCACUCUUGAACAACCCAUCGCCUGACGAUGUUGAAAUCCUGGAGCAACUCUACGGCUCCCGGAAGAAAAUGCGCAUCGCCGUCCUGGGAGCUGGUAUGUCCGGGUUGAACUUCUUCAAGGCCGCGGAAGAGAGACUCAAGAAUGUCGAAAUCAUAUGCUACGAAAAGAACGAUGACGUUGGCGGCACUUGGUAUGAGAACCGUUACCCGGGCUGUGCCUGCGAUAUCCCGAGUGUGGUAUACCAGUUUCCCUGGAGACCUUCACCGUGGUCCCGAUACUAUUCAUACUCGCCAGAAAUUUGGGAUUAUAUCAAAAAGGUCGAACAGGAGAAUAAUUUCAUCGAGAAGUACGUCAAGUUGCGGCACCGGAUUGUUGCUCUUUCUUGGGAUGACGGGACCGGCCAAUGGAGUGUUCGCGUACAGGACCUCAAUACGGGACGUGAAUUCGAGGACCAUGCAGAUAUGGUCAUCGAUGGGGGCGGCGUUCUGAACAAAUGGAAAUGGCCCGAUAUUCCUGGCCUGCGCGACUUCAAGGGCACCCUACUCCAUUCAGCUCAAUGGGAUCAGAACACGGAUCUCAAGGGUAAACGGGUCGCACUGAUUGGCGCCGGAAGCAGCGCGGUUCAGAUCCUUCCGAAUAUCUACGACCAAGUCGACAAGGUCUACACUUGGAUUCGGAACAAGAUCUGGAUCACUGCGGGGUUCGCUCAAGCAUACGCAGGCAAGGACGGUGCAAACUUCAUCUACAACGAGGAACAACGAAAGCUGUUUGACGAUCCCGACGAGUAUCUCGCAUAUUGCAAAAUGAUUGAAGGGGAGCUCAAUCAACGAUUCGGCUUCAUCAUCAAUGGUUCCGAGGCCCAAAAGGCUGCACGCGAGUACUCCGAGAACGAAAUGCGGACGCUGCUGAAAGACCGCCCGGACAUAUUAGAAAAGAUCAUGCCGACCGACUUCUACGUCGGAUGUCGUCGCCCGACUCCCGGAAACGGAUACUUGGAAGCCCUUGUCGGCGAAAAGACCACGCCGUUUGCCUCGCAACUACAGAAGAUCACGGAAAAGGGGUUCAUCGACCCGGACGGGCAAGAAAGGGAAGUCGACGUGAUAAUCUGCGCCACGGGCUUCGACACAUCUUAUAAGCCCCGCUUCCCCCUGAGCGUGAAUGGUGUUUCCAAGAACGAACAAUGGAAAGAUCACCCUCAUGUGCCUUCGUACUUGAGUCUCGGGUUGGCCGAGGUGCCCAAUUACUUUGUGUACGGAGGCGCUUAUUGUCCCUCGGCUCAUGGCAGUUUUUUUCCAUUGAUCGAGGGUUACUGCAACUAUACGAUCCAAGUGAUUGAGAAGAUGCAGGUGGAGAACAUCAGGAGUGUGAGGCCCAAGGCGAAAGUGGUGGAACAAUUCUUGAAGCAUGCCGAUUCGUUCUUGAAGAGAACGUCGUGGACGGGACCCUGCUCAAGCUGGUUCAAAGGUGGCAAAAAAGACGGCAAACCCGCCAUCUACCCGGGUUCGCGACUGCACUUUCUGCGCCUGCUCGAGAAGCCGCGCUUCGAGGACUACGAGAUCGAGUACGACGACGGGAAUAACAUGUUUGGGUUCUUCGGCAAUGGGUUCCACAUCUGCGAGAGGGACGGGAGCGACAUCACCUGGUACAUGGGCAAGCCGAAGAGGGAGGUGGAUCUGGACAAGGUGAAGCGGGUCAUGGACGGGACCAAGGGGAUUGAGAUGAAAAGGGCGUCGUGA